Molecule: messenger RNA, 2318 nt
Organism: Solanum dulcamara
Lineage: Eukaryota; Viridiplantae; Streptophyta; Magnoliopsida; Solanales; Solanaceae
Product: pentatricopeptide repeat-containing protein At3g20730-like
Exons: 1
Coding region: 333-2225 (630 amino acids)
Biological process (GO): RNA modification
Cellular component (GO): intracellular membrane-bounded organelle
Molecular function (GO): RNA binding; protein binding
Source: RefSeq, a predicted model, not a curated record
CUUCGUCAGUUGUCAGUUUUGUUUGGGCAAUUGGGCUUGGGCUUUGCCCUUUGGGCUUAGCAGCUGCAGCUGGCUUCUCCUUCGCCGGGGCAGCAGCAGCGACAGGUUUAGAAGCUGCAGACCGAGCUGAUGGAAGUUUGUAGGAGCUCUUAGGUUACUAGAAGCAACAAGCUUCUUCAAUUGGUUAAGCAACGAUUUUUUGAAAUUUGGUGGAAGAUAUUUCUGCUCAUCUUCAAUGAACUUCGUAGCAGAAAGCUUGAAAGAAAGUUAUUUCUAUCUCUUCUCCUUCUUCAUUUUUAGUUUUUCUGGAGAGAAAGGAAAAAUGCAAAAGAAUGAUGAAUAGAACGUAUAGAAAUGUAGUGAACUUGCUUAACCCAACCUCUCGAUUCCCUCCCCUGAAAUCAUCCAUUGAAUCGCUCUGUAAUGCCAAAAGGCUUACGGGAGCUCUAAGACUUGCUUUUGACAACCCCAUCGAAGCAGACUAUACUAUUUAUUCAAAUAUAAUUCAGCUUUGCAUUGACUUAAAAGCUCAUAAGCAGGGUCGUUUGGUUCACUCCCAUCUUAUAACUAAUGGGUUUCCUUCAAAUGUUCAUUUGGGAACCAAGUUGAUAAUUUUAUACACAAUGUCUGGUGACAUGGUGUCCGCCCGCAAGAUGUUUGAUAAAUUGCCUGAAAGGAAUGUGGUUUCAUGGACUGCACUUUUAUCUGGGUACUCUCAGAAUGGGUAUUCAAAAGAAGCCCUUGAUGUGUUUGUUGCUAUGCGUAGGGAAGGGGUGAGGGCAAAUCAGUUUACUUAUGGAAGUGUCUUGAGGGCGUGCACUAGUGUGUCAUGUAUGACUUUAGGAAAUCAAAUACAAGGGUGCAUUCAGAAGAGCAGGUUUGUGGAUAAUUUAUAUGUACAGAGUGCGUUGGUUGAUUUUAAUUCCAAGUGCGGAGAAAUGGAGGAUGCUUUUUGUAUAUUUGAGUCAAUGGCAGAGAGGGAUUUGGUUUCUUGGAAUGUCAUGAUUUCUGGAUAUGCUUUUCGAGGUUAUAGCAUUGAUGCAUUCCUGCUGUUCCGUUGGAUGUUCAGACAAGGUAUACUUCCCGAUUGCUUCACAUUGGGAAGUGUCCUCAAAGCAUCUGUAGGAAGUGGCAAGUGUUGUGGACUAGUGAAAAUCAGUAUGAUACAUGGAUGUAUCAUUCGACUUGGUUAUGGGUCAUUUAGUAUUAUUAGUGGAGCGUUAGUUGAUGCCUAUGUGAAAUGUGGAAACCUGGCUAAUGCAAGUUAUAUAUACAAGAAGAUGCAGAACAAAGACAUGAUUUCAUGCACUGCGCUAAUUACUGGAUACGCACGUGAAGGUAAAAAUAUAAAUGAGUGCCUGGAACUCUUUUGUCAAUUACAUCGGAAUCAUAGGGAAAUUGAUAGCAUUAUUUUAUGCUCUAUGAUCAGCAUAUGUGCCAAUACAGCGUCACUGUCUUUGGGGAGACAACUACAUGCUAUUGCGAUCAAAUAUAAGAGCACUCUUGAUGUGGCGAUGAGUAAUGCUUUGGUUGAUAUGUACGCAAAAACAGGAGAAAUUGAAGAUGCCAACAAUGUUUUUCAGCACAUGACAGAGAAAAAUGUAAUAUCGUGGACGUCGAUGAUCUCUGCAUAUGGUAUGCAUGGUCGAGGAGUCGAUGCAGUUUCAUAUUUUAAGAAGAUGGAGUGUGAAGGCUUUGAGCCAAACGAUAUAACAUUCUUGUCUCUCCUAUUUGCUUGUAGUCAUAAUGGGUUGACUGCUGAAGGAUGGGAAUGUUUCAGUAAGAUGGUUAGAAAGUAUAAAAUUGUUCCAAGAGAUGAGCAUUACUCUUGCCUAGUGGACAUUUUUGCACGCAGCGGUUGUUUGAAUGAAUCAUAUGAUUUGAUUUGCACGAUGAAUAUAAAGCCUAGUGCCUCUCUUUGGGGUUCAGUUCUUGGGGCAUGUAGCAUACAUGGCAAUAUGGACCUUGGAAAGGUAGCAGCCAAGCAUUUGUGUAAUAUUGAUCCUACGAAUGCUGUUAGCUAUGUGGUUCUAGCAAGUAUGUAUUCUGCAGCUGGCUUAUGGGAUAGCGCUUGGAAGGUUGGACCUCUUCUGUGGUAUCACCAUUUGUUGUGUAUCUGGGCUCUUCUUGAGCAAUUGCCCUUAAAUUAUGAUUAUCUUCAUUAUUUAUUCCUUUUUUUUUCGAGGAUUUUUAUCUUUGGAAUCAAUUGGUUUUCCACGUUUUAAGUGUGACCUAGACAAAUUUGCCUGAACAAAUUGUCCUAUCGGGACAUCAAUUCGAAUUGAGCAUUAGCAACUGGGAUAUGCGAUUUAGUAAAU